Molecule: messenger RNA, 1352 nt
Organism: Urocitellus parryii (Arctic ground squirrel)
Lineage: Eukaryota; Metazoa; Chordata; Mammalia; Rodentia; Sciuridae
Gene: Dnase2
Product: deoxyribonuclease 2, lysosomal
Biological process (GO): apoptotic DNA fragmentation
Molecular function (GO): deoxyribonuclease II activity
Source: RefSeq, a predicted model, not a curated record
CGGAGUCUCCACCCUCGAGAUGUUUCCGCCCAGGUUUGGGGAAGUAAGGGCCUCUAGGAACUUGUGACCCGGUUCCCCCCUGUCUCAACCCAGAUUCCUCAAUUCCAGCCCCAUGGCAGAGCUGAAUCGGCUGCUGCUGGUCGCUCUGCUGUGGGUCCCUGCCGGGGCCCUGAGCUGCUAUGGGGACUCGGGGCAGCCUGUGGACUGGUUCGUUGUCUACAAGCUGCCAGCCCACAGCCACCCUGGGGAUGCGGUCUGGAGGGGAAUGCGGUACAAAUACUUGGACGACAAAUCAGGGGGCUGGCGCGACGGCGCGGGGUCCAUCAACAGCUCCACAGGGGCCGUGGGCCGCAGCCUGCUGCCGCUGUAUCGUGGCAACACUAGCCAGCUGGCCUUCCUGCUCUACAAUGACCAGCCGCCUGACUCCAGCAUGGUUCAGGACUCUUCCAGCCGCGGGCAUACGAAAGGCGUCCUGCUCCUGGACCAAGAAGGGGGCUUUUGGCUGGUCCACAGCGUGCCACGUUUCCCUCCACCCGCCUCCUCUGGUGCAUACAGCUGGCCUCAUAAUGCUCAAACAUAUGGACAGACUCUCCUCUGUGUGUCUUUUCCCCUUUCCCAGUUCUCAGAGAUUGGCGGGCAACUGACCUACACCUACCCCCUGGUCUAUGACUUCAAGCUGGAUGGUGUCAUUGCCCAGAAACUCCCCAUCCUGGAGAAAGUGGUCAGUGGCUCCCAUGUUACCCAAGAACCCUGGAACAGCAGUGUAACACUGAUGUCACAGGCAGGGACUGCUUUCCAGAGCUUUGCCAAAUCUGGAAAGUUUGGAGAUGACUUGUAUUCAGGCUGGUUGGCCGCAGCUCUUGGCAGCAACCUGCAGGUCCAGUUCUGGCCAAAUUCUAGAGGCACCCUGCCCUCCAACUGUUCAGGGACCCAACACGUUCUGGAUGUGACCCAGAUAAGCUUCCCUGGACCAAGUGGACCAAGCUUCAAUGCCACAGAGGACCACUCCAAAUGGUGUGUGGCCCCAGAAGGGCCCUGGGCCUGUGUGAGUGACAUGAAUAGGAACCUCGGAGAAAAAUAUCGGGGUGGAGGCACACUGUGUGCCCAGCUGCCUGCCCUCUGGAAGGCCUUCCAGCCCCUGGUGAAAAACUGGACACGCUGUAUAGAAUAGAGCAGAGUCAGCAGAACAAAAAACUAAGCCCAGAAGAACAAAGAACUAAGGCUUGGGAACAAGUUUGGAUUUGAGUUUGAAUCCCAGUUUAGCCCCCUCUUAAUUGUGUGACCUCAAUUAUGUGCCUUAGUCUACAAAUCUACAAAAUGGAGAUUGUAACACUCCACUCAGGAUUGUUGAA